GCCCCGCCCCCGCUGCCCUCAGAGCGCGGCCAUGGCGUACGGCGGCCUGGCGGUGCCCAUCAUCGUCAUGAGCGUGUUCUGGGGGGUGGUCGGCGGCGUCCUGCCCUGGCUCGUACCCAAGGGGCCGAACCGCGGAGUUAUCAACACCAUGCUGGUGACCUGUGCUGUUUGCUGCUACCUGUUUUGGCUGAUUGCAAUUCUGGCUCAGCUCAACCCUCUCUUUGGGCCUCAGUUGAGCAAUGAAACAAUCUGGUACCUCAGAUAUCACUGGCCUUGAGGAUGCCUGUGCUGUGCUGCACUUCAUUGACAGGUGAAGAAGAGAUGAAAAGCUGCACUGACCCAAAGGUGCCCUCUCUGGAGCUGGGUGGAUGCAAAGCCUCAGUAAUGCCUUAACCCUUCUAACGUUCUUCGAGUGGCUUCCUCAAAGUCCUGUGUUUUUUUCCUACUAUUCCAUUUAACAGAGUGCCUAAUGCAAUUUAUACUCCUCUUUGGUACUGUCAAUUUUUGACUGUUAACUCCAGAUGUGAUGAAAAUUUCUAUUUUUACGGGUCAUGGAAUCACGUUUCCUGUUCAUUUUAUCUGUAAUAACUCUUUAUAUUUGCAGGUCUUAGCUUGUCUGUCAGUCAUUGUGCUGUUCACCCCUGUUCUGUUUGCACUGGACAAAAAUGUGUGCAAUAAACUGUGUGAGGAGAGGAGAAACAGUGGUACCAUGUGCUGAUGGCAAUUUUUAUUUUUUUUUCUCCAAAUGAAUUGUAUUCUUGAGAAAUCUGGCCUUAAAUUUCUCAUGCCUGGAAAUAAAACUAAUCCUCUGCUUGAUACAAAA
This is a messenger RNA of Passer montanus (Eurasian tree sparrow), 823 nucleotides long. RefSeq names its product ATPase H+ transporting V0 subunit e1 (gene ATP6V0E1). The transcript has 4 exons. The record is from RefSeq and is a predicted model, not a curated record. Gene Ontology annotation, molecular function: proton-transporting ATPase activity, rotational mechanism. Bases 32 to 277 code for a protein of 81 amino acids. Gene Ontology annotation, biological process: proton transmembrane transport. Gene Ontology annotation, cellular component: proton-transporting V-type ATPase, V0 domain. Lineage: Eukaryota; Metazoa; Chordata; Aves; Passeriformes; Passeridae.